Molecule: messenger RNA, 330 nt
Organism: Trichomonas vaginalis G3
Lineage: Eukaryota; Parabasalia; Trichomonadida; Trichomonadidae
Exons: 1
Coding region: 1-330 (109 amino acids)
Source: RefSeq, a predicted model, not a curated record
AUGGCCGGAAGUGCUGGAACUCGAAUCAUCUGGAAGCAAUUAAAGAAAUUCAAUAUCUUGAAAGAUGUUAAAGAGAUUAUUAAAGACAGAGAUAACAAAAGUGUCUCUGUCUUUAAAGAAUUUGGCGUCUCUCAUCUUGAAAGAUUCGAUCCAGGUCAUGUAUCAAAAAUAUCACAAAAGAUUUUACAAAGUUCUCAGCUUCUGACAAGUCAGUUAAAGUUUUCAGCGACGAGACUCACAAAUACAAAUGCUUUGAAUGGCAAAAAUGUGUCAACUCGAUCCAACUUCAAUUCAUGCUCUAUGAUUGGGUUCACAAAUGGAAACCCAUAG